Molecule: messenger RNA, 2703 nt
Organism: Arctia plantaginis
Lineage: Eukaryota; Metazoa; Arthropoda; Insecta; Lepidoptera; Erebidae
Source: the annotation of a GenBank genome assembly
AUGACUUGUUACUCCUGUCUAGCAAUGCAGUUAUACCGGAAACCGCCGACUACGGUGAGAAUAUUUGACCGCAAUGACUACUACAGUGUCCACGGUGAUGACGCAACAACUGCUUCAAGGGAGGUAUUUUCCUCAAUUUCGAACAUCAAGAAAAUGGGUCUUGAACCCAAUCGCCUCGACUAUCUUGUUUUAUCAAAAGGAAAUUUUGAAAUCCUUAUCAAAAAGUUAUUACUGGUAAGGCGCUACCGGGUAGAGAUAUAUGUACCUGAAGGUUCAGUCAAGGGAACCGAUUGGUCGCUCAAGUACAAAGGCUCUCCAGGAUAUUUGUCACAACUAGAAGAAAUUCUUGGUGAGGGCUUGGGAGCCUCUGAUGAAACCACACCGUGUUUGAUGGCCGUUCACAUAAAAACAGACGCAAUCACGAAGGGUCGUCUCCUCGGCGUUGCAUGCAUCUCUUCCGGUGACUACCAGAUGUCGGUAACAGAGUUUACAGACGAUGAUUUACUCACCGAGCUUGAAACUAUUACAGUACAAAUGGCUCCGUCUGAAUGUCUAGUACCUACCAGUGACUUAGAUGACUACAAAGCCCUUAAAAAGGUAAUGGAGCGCACAAAUGUCACAGUGACAAAACUGAAAAAGAACGAUUUUUCUACUGAAGGAUUAAUACAGGAUCUGAACAGAUUGCUAAAGUUUAAAGAGAAUCAGCAACAGGAUGCCAAUGCCUUUCCCGAAACUAGGAAAGAGGUCGCAAUGAGUAGUUUAGCAGCUGCUAUUAAAUAUUCAUCCUUAUUAAAUGAUAGUACUAAUUUUGCAAGGUUUCGCUUGGUGACAAUUCAGGCUGAUUGUUUCUUACACCUAGACUCGGCUGCACUGUCGGCCCUAAACGUUUUUCCAGAGCUCGGCGACAUGUCAAAUGCUCCAUCCCGAAGUCUGUACGGGCUGCUUGAUAGAUGCCGAACGCAACAAGGCAAAAGGCUCUUAGCUCAAUGGCUACGCCAGCCUUUACGUGAUAUAAAUCUAAUCAACGAGCGCCUUGAUGUAGUAGAGCUGCUAAUGAAUAACUCACAACUGAGAUUACAACUACACGAAGAUCAUUUAAGACGGAUCCCUGACCUUCAAGCUUUGGCCAGAAGAUUAACCAGAAAGAAGGCUAACUUGCACGACUGCUACAGAAUUUAUCAGGCUAUUAAGAGGUUACCGGCUCUAUUGCAAUGUUUAGCGGAAGCAGAAAACGCAACUGUUCACUCGUCUCUUACUGAACCCAUAUCUGAACUUAAUGAAGACCUUGGCAAGUUCCUCCAAAUGAUUGAAACCACAAUGGACAUGGAUGCCGUUGAUAGAGGUGAUUUUCUAGUGAAGCCAUCUUUUGAUGAACAGCUGCAGAACUUGAGUAAGGAACUGGAACAACUGCAGUCAUCGGCGGAAAAGGAACUCAAUAAAGCCGCUAGAGACUUAGGUCUUGAUGCUGGCAAAACUAUAAAGUUGGAGAGUAAUCCUCAGAACGGAUUUUAUUUUAGAGUUACUUUAAAGGAAGAACAAAGUUUGCGUGGAAAUAAGAAAUAUACCAUAAUAGAUGCGGUGAAAGGCGGUGUUAGGUUCAAAAAUAGCGCUUUAGACAACAUCACAGAAGAAUAUACAUCUACAAAAUCCACAUACGAGAAGGAGCAAGAUAUAGUGGUGGCAGAAAUAGUUGGUAUUGCAGCGGGCUACUCCGAGUGCUUGUUCUGUCUCUCACACAUUUUGUCGAGACUAGACGUGUUGGUAUCGUUCGCGGUGGCGUCUACGAGCGCACCGGCGCCCUAUUGCCGUCCACAAAUAACGGAAAAUUUGGACGAGUUUGUUCUGAAGGACUUAAGACACCCCUGCCUUGAGAUACAGGAAGGUGUAUCUUAUAUUCCUAAUGAUGUGGAGUUCCGUCGAGGGAAGGGUAUAGUGCACAUAGUGACGGGCGCCAACAUGGGUGGCAAGUCGACGUGGAUGCGCUCGUGCGGCGCGGCGGCGCUGCUGGCGCACGCGGGCGCGCCCGUGGCCGCCGCGAGCGCCGCGCUCCCGCGCCUGCGCGCCCUCGCCGCGCGCAUCGGCGCCAGCGACGCAGAGGGCAAGGGCCACAGCACCUUCAUGCGCGAGAUGAUCGACACCGCCGCUAUACUCCGGACCGCCACACCCGACUCGCUAGUUCUCAUCGACGAGUUGGGACGAGGCACGUCGACGUACGAAGGCUGCGGAAUCGCUUGGGCCAUAGCAGAGGAGUUGGCGACGAAAAGUAAAUGUUUCUGUCUAUUUGCGACUCACUAUCAAGAGCUAACACGGUUGGCGAGCAUACACCCAGGCGUUGUUGUUAAUUCACACGCUGAGGCGUCCGUAGUGAACGGGCAACUGCUACUGUUACAUCGAAUCGAACCUGGGCCCGCACUGCACUCUCUUGGCUUACAUGUUGCUAAAUUGGCUGACCUUCCCGAAUCUAUAAUUGAGUACGCAGAAGCAAAACAAGCUCAACUCGAAAUUAAUUUGUUCGAUGUGGAAACAGCUGUGGAAUCUCAAGAAACAACGGAGGGCCAUAAGCUAAUAGUAGAUUUCUUGCGCAAGUGUAAACAAAUCCAAGAAGCAAAUGUAUGUGACGAACUAAUGAUGAAGGAAAUAACUAAACUUAAACAAGAACUGUUGCAAUCUAAAAAUAAAUAUGUUAAAUCUCUAAUGGGAUGA